Molecule: messenger RNA, 3338 nt
Organism: Mangifera indica (mango)
Lineage: Eukaryota; Viridiplantae; Streptophyta; Magnoliopsida; Sapindales; Anacardiaceae
Product: probable protein kinase UbiB
Exons: 19
Coding region: 197-3061 (954 amino acids)
Cellular component (GO): endoplasmic reticulum; Golgi apparatus
Source: RefSeq, a predicted model, not a curated record
UCUUUUUUUCUCUUAUUGAGGAUGAUGUUUACUGCAUAUCAAAAGGGGGGAGAUGAAUUGAGAACAGAACAAAUACAAGUUCUCCUCUUUUAAACGACGACAAUUUCGAGGAAUUCCGUACUGCAUUCUCUCUGAUCAACUAGACUUUAGACCUUGAGUGUCCGUAGUUGUUUCUUAGCGACAACUUUGGACUUAGAUGUUUCAGAUGGGAUGGGGGAACAUUUACAGAAGACGCAUGAGAGUGUUCACAGUGGCUUUGAUGAUUUACCUGGACUAUAAGGCUGUACAGCAAAGAGAGAAAUGGACUAGCAAAUCAAAAAGAUAUGCUUUAUGGGAGAGGGCUCACGAGCGCAAUGCUAAGCGUGUUCUGAAUCUGAUUAUACAGUUGGAGGGCUUAUGGGUAAAACUUGGACAAUACUUAUCCACACGUGCUGAUGUGCUUCCAGAAGCAUAUAUAUCUCUUCUCAGGCAGUUGCAGGACUCACUUCCUCCUCGCCCUUUACAGGAGGUUACUCAGACCAUAGAGAAAGAGUUGGGUAGAUCUAUGGAUGUUCUCUUUGUGGAUUUUGUCAAAAAUCCUUUGGCAACAGCAUCAAUUGCACAAGUCCAUCGAGCCACUCUGACUGAUGGGCGAGAGGUGGUUGUCAAAGUUCAACAUCAGGGCAUUAAGACAAUUAUAUUGGAGGACUUGAAGGAUGCAAAAUCAAUUGUUGACUGGAUAGCAUGGGCUGAACCACAAUAUGACUUUAAUCCCAUGAUAGAUGAAUGGUGCAAAGAGGCUCCAAAAGAACUUGACUUCAAUAUUGAAGCUGAAAAUACUAGAGUUGUGUCUAGAAAUCUUGGCUGCACAAACAGAUGUGAAGAUAACAAGCUUGCCAAUAGAGUUGAUGUUCUUAUUCCCGAAGUUAUUCAGUCAAGUGAAUCUGUUCUCGUUUUGGAGUAUAUGGAUGGUAUACGUUUAAAUGACUCUGAAUCUCUGGAAGCUUAUGGUGUUGACAAGCAGAAGGUUGUAGAAGAAAUUACACGUGCAUAUGCCCACCAAAUUUAUGUUGAUGGAUUUUUCAAUGGUGACCCUCAUCCUGGAAAUUUCCUUGUUAGCAAGGCGGCUCCUCAUCGUCCAAUUUUGCUUGACUUUGGGCUUACAAAGAAACUAUCAAACCCUGUGAAACAAGCACUAGCAAAAAUGUUCUUGGCAUCUGCCGAGGGGGACCAUGUAGCUCUUUUGUCUGCCUUCGCAGAAAUGGGACUUAAGCUGCGUCUAGACCUGCCUGAGCAGGUUAUGGAGGUUACAACUGUAUUCUUCCGUAAUUCCACACCAGCAAACGAAGCUCAUGAAACCAUGAAAAAUUUGGCUGAGCAAAGAUCAAAAAACAUGAAGCUUAUACAGGAAAAGAUGAAACUCAGCCAAAAAGAAGUUAAACGCUUCAAUCCUGUUGAUGCUUUUCCUGGUGACAUAGUAAUUUUCUCGCGAGUCCUGAAUCUUCUUAGAGGGCUUUCAUCCACCAUGAAUGUUCGCAUAGUAUAUCUGGAUAUUAUGAGACCAUUUGCUGAAUCUGUUCUAAAAGGAAACAUUAACAAGGGACCAACAGUAAAUCCACAGUGGAUUUAUGAUACCCCAGUCCAUUCUGAUGUGGAGGCUAAGCUGAGGAAGUUAUUAGUUGAGCUGGGGAAUGAUAAUAAAAUACUCGGAAUUCAGGUUUGCGCAUACAAAGAUGGCAAGGUCAUUAUAGAUACUGCUGCUGGAGUACUUGGUAAAUAUGAUCCUCGUCCUGUCCAACCUGAUAGUCUUUUUAAUGUUUUUUCAACAACAAAGGGUGUCACAGCAGGAAUUUUACAUUGGCUGGUUGACAAUGGAAAACUCAAGCUUGAGGAGAAUGUUGCUAACAUUUGGCCAGAAUUUGGCUCAAACGGAAAAGAUUUCAUAAAGGUCCAUCAUGUGCUUAACCAUACGAGUGGUUUGCACAAUGCUUUGGCUGAGCUUGCAGCAAAUCCUUUGCUAAUGGCUGACUGGGAUGAAUGUUUGAACCAGAUUGCCAUGUCAGUACCUGAAACUGAACCAGGCCAACAGCAGUUGUAUCAUUAUCUGUCUUUUGGCUGGCUUUGUGGUGGAAUAAUUGAGCAUGCUUCUGGGAAGAAAAUUCAGGAGAUUCUUGAAGAAGCAUUGAUUCGACCCUUAAAUAUUCAAGGCGAGCUGUAUAUUGGAAUUCCAGCAGGUGUGGAAUCUCGACUUGCAACUCUUACCUUAGAUACAGAUGAUCUCAGCAAGCUGCCAGAGAGACCAUCUCGUCCUGAACUACCUUCUUCAUUCCAGAUUGACAAAAUUGCACAGAUUGCUACCAGCAUGCCGGUUUUAUUUAACAUGUUGAAUACUCGUCGUGCCAUUGUACCUGCUGCUAAUGGACAUUGCUCAGCUCGUGCCCUUGCACGCUACUAUGCAGCCCUAGUCGAUGGUGGGGUGGCCCCACCCCCACAUUCCUCUUUAUCCAAGCCACCACUUGGUAGUCAUACCCACAUCCCCAAAUUUUCUUUAGAGAAGAACUUGGGAAAAUCAAAAGGUAAGAAAAGCAAGGAAGUAACGACUGCUUCAAACAACAAAGAUUUCAAGGGUGCUAGUCCUAAAAGAGACACUACUAUUAACAGUUAUACUAGGCUUGACAAUGGCGGUGGUAGUGGUAGUAGUUCUACAAGCAAGAGCGAUACCGUUAUUACUGUCUAUAAUGAUACUGCUCGCAAGAUUUUCGAUAACCCAAGAAUUCAUGAUGCAUUUUUGGGUGUGGGUGAAUAUGGGAAUUUGGCCUUACCAAAUGGCCAAUUCGGACUGGGGUUUAAGAGGUAUACAGCGAAGGAUGGAUCAUUCAUUGGUUUUGGGCACUCGGGCAUGGGCGGGUCAACAGGUUUCUGUGACAUAAAAAACAGGUUUGCUAUUGCUGUGACCUUAAACAAAAUGUCAUUUGGUACUGCAACUGCAAAAAUCAUUCAGCUUGUUUGUUCCGAGCUUAAUAUCCCACAGCCGGUGGAGUAUUCAGCUGUUCAGGAUCUAGAGAGGCCUAUCAUUAACUGAAAAUGAAGGAUUUCUUUGUAUCUCCUUCGCAUAUAAUUAUGCCACAAGACUAUCUCUCACCCUAAUCAUAUACAUUACUGCUUCCACAGAGGAAGAAGUAAAUAAGUAAACACGUAUACUGAUUAUUUUUCAUUUAGUACAAGUAAUUAUAUUGGAUAGGGAGAUGGCACAAUGAGCUGUAUUUCUGUCUACUUGUAGUGAUAGAUAAUAUAUUCAUUCAUAUAGAGUGUUGAAUUUACAACUUUUUGUCAGUUUCAAAUCAAAUUUCAAUUUAUCA